Molecule: messenger RNA, 982 nt
Organism: Daphnia carinata
Lineage: Eukaryota; Metazoa; Arthropoda; Branchiopoda; Diplostraca; Daphniidae
Product: globin D, coelomic-like
Exons: 4
Coding region: 261-974 (237 amino acids)
Molecular function (GO): heme binding; oxygen binding
Source: RefSeq, a predicted model, not a curated record
CACUAGCGACGUCACUUCAAGGGUCACGUACAUAUGCAUUUGUUUUGAUUGUGACAUACAUUCCUCACACAGUUCACUCGUUCUGCUGAUGUUUUAGAGUUCCAACAGUGCUAUGGACUUUGGGACACUGAGGCCACUUGUACUGAACUUGAAAAGCAAACACGAGAUCGUGAGUAUAUAAAAGGGAAUUUUCGUUUAAUGAAGACUUCCAAUCGUUUAUUGAAUUUCUAACUGUUCAUACAUAAAGGACUAUUUCUGCCAUGAAUAAUUCAGUUGUUAUUUUCAGGAAUUUACUUUCGCUCUUGGCAAGCUGGUCCGUUUACAAUGAACAAAAUGCAAACGGCGAUUUGAUCAGCGAUUCAUCUGGGCUAGCAAAAACUUCCGGAUCGCCUCGCACAGACAAUCCCUUUAUUACGGCGAGCAUCGUGACAACUGUUCAUGAUUACAGAAAUGAAGUGCCUACGGCUAUGCAUUCUUAUGCUGCUGAUGAUAACAGGAAUUACAGAACAGGUGAAAACACAAUGUUUGAUGGAACUGGCCUUCGUGGCAAAAUUAGCGGGGACGACAUCAAUGUGCUCAUCUCUAGUUGGGACUUCCUCAAAAAGCGGCUGAGUGAUUUUGCACCCAAAAUUUUUCUAAGAUAUUUCUCCAUCAGGCCGGAUGCAAGGAUGAUGUUCCCAGCAUUUGCUCACGUAACUAAAGCUGAGCUUCCAUACAAUCGUGACUUUCUUAGCACAACAUAUAACUGUAUCGCCAGUUUGAACUACAUCAUACCGCAUUUAAGGUACAGCCUUCCUGAACAAUGCCCGGCUUUCGCCAGCCUGAAGAACAAGUACAGCAAACUCGACCUCAAGAGGCUUGAGAAUAUUUGGUUGAACGUCACGCAAGAAGAAAUGGGCGAUAAUUUCACUGACGUCAUCCGUGAUUCUUGGAAGAAAGUUUUUUUUGCUUUUUUCAAAUUUACUUACGAAUGAAAUCUUUA